AUGGAUGUUCUGACGACGAGGCACAGUUUAUACCAUUCCACGCUUCAAGGUGAUUGGCAAGAAGCUUUGGCGAUAUACAAAAACAAUGUGAGUAUUAUUCACGAUGCAGCGAUCAACAGCUCCGGCGACACAGUGUUGCAUACGGCGGUGAACGACGACAGAGGAGAUAUGGUGGAGAAGCUAGUAACGGAAAUCCCGAGAAGUGGGUCGUUGUCGGCGCCGCAAAAAAAGAAUGAUCGAGGAGACACCCCACUGCACCGUGCAGCAUCAAGAGGGUCCCUCGAGAUGUACAAGUGCAUCGCCGAAGCUGAAAGGAACACCCAACUGAUUGAAGCUCGCAACAAGGAAGGAGAGACUCCUCUCUUCUUGGCCGCUCUUCACGGCCACAUGGAUGCAUUCCUUUACCUCCACUCUUGUUGCCCCGAUCCAAGUAGUCGCCUCUGGAAAAGAUCCAGCGAUGGAGAGACUAUCCUUCACUGCACCAUCCGCCCAGACCACUUUGGGUUGGCAUUUGAAAUCAUUCGUCUUUACGGAGAGCAUAUAGUGGGCUCCGUGGAUGAAAAGGGAGUUACUUCUCUCCAUAUCCUGGCUGAGAAACCUUCCGCCUUUGAAAGCAGCAGCAAUUUCAGAUGGUAUAACAAGCUUGUCUACAACUGCAUUCACGUGAAGUCAUUGAGGAGCCUCGAACAGUACCCAAAGAAUGACCCAUGGCUCUGGAUAAAAUCAUCUGAAAGACAAAGAACCCAGACUGGAGCGGAUGCAGAAAACCCAAGUUACGACGGAUAUGAAAAUGUGUGGCCAAAUUACUGGACAUGUUUUGACAUUUUCUCGCGUGCAUUCACCUUUGUUAUUUGGCCUGUCGUUAAAACCCUUGGAUUUCGGGUACUAAAGGAUUUGGAGAUCAAGAAACAAAGGCACGUCUGGUGUCGCCAAAUACUGGAUCGACUUUGGGAGAAUAAAGAUGUAGCAUACGUUGGAGGUGGAAGUGCCCUGCAAAGCUCUGCCUUAGUUCAUGGAACUACCGGAGGAGAAUCAUCAUUUCCCAGACCUAGUGGUCUGAUCGUUGACAAACAAGAUAAAAAGACUGAGGAGGCUAAAAUUGUUGAAUUCAUAAGGAGGCUUCAAAGAGACAAAGUGUUGGCGGCAGCACCUGCAAAAAUAGUUAAUCCGAGUCACGUCCUAAGGACGCUGUCCUUAAGAGCUAUUCCGCAACCACCGGUAGAUAAGGAUGCGGCACUUCCCAGGAUUAAACGGAUCCUUCCUGUAAAACAGGGUGAGCAGAACAGCAGAAGAUAG
This is a messenger RNA of Neltuma alba, 1296 nucleotides long. RefSeq lists its product as uncharacterized. The transcript has 6 exons. Gene Ontology annotation, molecular function: protein binding. NCBI's taxonomy places the organism in Eukaryota, Viridiplantae, Streptophyta, Magnoliopsida, Fabales, Fabaceae. The record is from RefSeq and is a predicted model, not a curated record. The coding region runs from base 1 to 1296 and encodes 431 amino acids.